Messenger RNA from Colletotrichum fioriniae, 1233 nucleotides. The record is from RefSeq and is a predicted model, not a curated record. Lineage: Eukaryota; Fungi; Ascomycota; Sordariomycetes; Glomerellales; Glomerellaceae.
AUGCGCUUCACGGUACUCAUUUCGCAUAUCCUCUCCGCGCUCUUCGUAGUGCAAUCCCCAACACCAGCCCUCGCCAUCCUAACGACCCGUCAGUCCGGAAGCUUGACCUUCCUACCCGACGACCCCGUCUUCACAUUCUCAUAUUCCACAACAGACGCUGACGCGAAGAACUGGAUCGGCAUCUACCGCGCCUCGGGCGGCGGACCCGAGAACCAGACAUUCGUGGAGCCGUCGCUGGUCUGGGGGUAUGCGCCUGAGUCGAAUGGGACGCUCAAGAUUGAGAACGUAGGGUCGGGGUUGGUCCCUGGCGACUACCGCGCCUACUUCCUCGCCAGAGACGGGUAUGCGUGGCUUGCGCCGCCGGUGGACGUGAGGGUACCGUAUGCCUCUGGGCCGGUUGGAUUCUUCGUUGACGAAGUUACUCUGAGGAACGCGCGUGUCGGGGAUGGGUACGAGGCGCGUGUUGAUGGGUUGAGGAGCGGUGGCGGGAGCGCAGGCGUGAGCUUCCGUAAAGUCGGGGGGAGCGAAUGGGUCAAGGUAUCGGAGGCGGGCGUCCUAUUUGGUACGCCUGACGUCGCGGGCCUCGCUCAAGUCACGGUCGAAGCGGUUACAGCAGCAGCAGAGGAUGGACCGUCUGCGCGGCUGAACGUCACCAUCCCCGUCCGCCCCGUCGGCGCACCGCUCGUGGACGAGGUAUCCGUCAUGUCGUUUAACCUCUGGCACGGCGGGACGCAGGUAUCCGAUUACCACGCCAAACAAGUGCGGUUCCUGGCGUCCAGCGGCGCGGAUAUUGUCGGCGUGCAGGAGAGCACGGGGGGACAUGCUACGCGGCUGGGGGAUGCAUUGGGGUGGUUUUCGUGGCAGGGCGGCGAUGUUGGGUUCGUGAGCAAGUAUCCGCUCAAGAACGCCGCCGCGCACGAGGGCGGGACGUAUGCUGCGUCCGUGAGGGUUGUGCUGGAUGGUGAAGGGGAGGAGGUUGUGUUGUGGAAUGUUCACUUGGGGUAUGACCCGUACGGACCCUAUGAUUUCUGCUUCGACAACAUGACGGUGGAGGAGGUGCUGGCGCGGGAGACGGAGUCCAAGAGGACGCCGCAGAUCGAGUCUGUCGUCCGGGCCAUGGCGGGACAGUUGGCGGACGCGGAGACGGUGCCGGUGGUGUUGCGGGAUGCACUGCGGACAAGGAAAUGUGCCGUGGCCUACUUCUGUGGUGCCGACGGAGGCCGGUUUGAUUGA